GGGAGAAAGCCGAGGGGCUGUUUAAGUUGCAGACAGGUAGCUCCACGGGCGUGAUAUUCUGGUACAGGGAAGAUGUGGUCAGAUCUGUAUUCCUACUUCCCAGCCGUCUCUUUUGAAGACGACGUGGAGGCGAUCCUGGCCGAUUUUCGGGAGAACGGCCGGGAGAGUGAGUUCUGCCCGGAGCUGGAGAUCAGCAGCGUGCGUCUGCUGAGUCGGCCGCUGCUGGAGGCGCGCCGUAAGGCCAAGAAGGCCCUCCCAGAGCUGUGCGUCUUCUGCAAAAACAACGGCGAGACGGCCCAGUUCUAUUCGAAUCACAUCCUCAAGGACCAGCAUGGCACAGUACGCUGCCCAGUUCUCCGCGCCUACACCUGCCCCACGUGCGGAGCUCGCGGCGACAACGCGCACACCAUCAAGUACUGCCCGCUGAGACCUGUCUGCAAGCCGACCAUGCCGCGCAUGAUCCGCAAAACGGUUCACUACUGAAGGCAGCCAGCUGCGCCGCGUACUGGAGAAAUUUGCAACUGUAGUUUAGUGGGAGCUCAGCUGGGGAUCGCAGCCUGCCGCUAACUGCGCGGAAACCUGGCGUCGACCUACCAGGCCGUAUUCGUUUUACGUUUAUUUGUGAUGUCUUACGCACCAGGUGUGCGCUACAGUUUGUACCAUGUUUUUUGUUCGUUUUAUGAUGCGCAAUCGGUUGUGGGCGAGAUUGGUUUUACGGGACGGUUUGAGCUGCAGAUUUACUCGCGUCAUGAUCGUAGCAAAUGCUUCUCGUUUUAUGGACCACGUCUCACUUAUACAAGUGUUUGCUCAUCUGUCGGCGUUACGAAAUUCACGAAAUAAAUUAUUGCUUCAGUUGGGUUUUGCAGUAGGAUGUAAAGACGACUUGGAUAAACGUGAUGCAGCGAUUAUUCACAGGAGGGCCAGAUUCUCGCGCGCCGGUCUACUGCUCAAUGUGUCCGCCAACUGCGGUCUGAAGCCUUAUCCAAUAGCGCAUAGGUCUCUAAAUGUACUGUUUAUGCGGUUCGUCAAUAUCUGGUGCCCAUUGUUUCGCUUGUCACGUGCCAGCCACAGAUUGCGCUUGCCCGAGUCGUGCUGCCAUUAAGGCCAGGACAGUCCGGCGGAGUGAUUCAAACCUAUAGCAAGCUCGUGAAGGCUUGUCCGCUUGGCCAGAUGGUUGAUAUGGCCUUUUUUCCAUGCACUGGCUGUGAAGGGGCGAAUUCGUGUUUUAAAAAUAUUUUCUCGAUGAGUCUGACUAUGCUGCACAUUUUGACAUCCGGGUUUCAGGAAAUCUAGGGAGAACAUUCGGAGCAGCAGGCUGCCUUAGGGCCAGGCUGAUUGCGGGCUGUGGCAAGCCGCGCUUGUCCGUCCCGGCCCGAGGUAAG
This is a messenger RNA of Pollicipes pollicipes, 1382 nucleotides long. RefSeq names its product nanos homolog 1. Gene Ontology annotation, molecular function: zinc ion binding; RNA binding. NCBI's taxonomy places the organism in Eukaryota, Metazoa, Arthropoda, Thecostraca, Pollicipedomorpha, Pollicipedidae. The transcript is spliced from 3 exons. Bases 73 to 483 code for a protein of 136 amino acids. The record is from RefSeq and is a predicted model, not a curated record.